AUGAACGUAAUUAUAAAAAUUGAAGGCCACUCCGGCUCCUUGGGCCCUCUCCCUCGGUCCCGCGGCGUCGUGCAUUUUUUCGUACAUAUUAAACCCACCCCCCGCGCCCGCCACUUCACCCCGCGACUCCUCUUUUUAAUCGAUUUUCCCGACACAAGGGGUGGAACUCCAAGCGUGAUGCAGCCUCAACCACAGGGUCUCAUCGUGGAGACUGGCAAUGGCGCCAGUGUCCUCCAGCUGCCGGCCACGACCCUUGAGCAGAUCCGACAUAUUGCGGCCGACCCUGGAGCGUCGACGCUGCGUCUGCCGCCGCCAGCAACCGAACCGCUGGCCGGUGCCCACGAGCUCGACUUCGAUCUCUGCUACGUGUGCAAGCACUGCAAAGUAGCCUUCCCGACACCGGCUCCAUUGCAAGCGCACCAAGCUCGCUCCUGCUACGCCGGCCGUGAAGCAGCGCGAGGCGUAAUCCGUGUGGUCCAGCCUGCGCUAGAAUGCCGCACGUGUCCUGGCGAACGGUUCCGCACAGCUCUAGAGUUCCGCAGACAUGCGGAAACUGACGCCCACCGCGGCGCUGUGCCGCCUGCGCCCCCGCCGGAGCUCACUCAUGAAAUGGAGGAUGUCGUGAACCAAAUCACGCUGUUGGCUGCACGCGCGGCGCAAGAGACGCCCAAAGACCCCGGCACCAACUUCUGCGCGCCCUCACCCCGCUUUCCGCCCAGCGAGCUCCCUCUCGCGAGCGCGGUAGAGCGGUCGUCCUCUCCCGCGGGCGCCGGACACCCACCAGCGACCAUCGGCCUCUCGCCUCGCGCCUUGCGCCUCGCGCUCAUCCCGCGCUCGCCUCGCGCCUGCCCUGCGCACGCCUCGCGCGUUCCGCGGAGACGCGACGACACCGCGUAG
This is a messenger RNA of Chilo suppressalis (striped riceborer), 897 nucleotides long. NCBI's taxonomy places the organism in Eukaryota, Metazoa, Arthropoda, Insecta, Lepidoptera, Crambidae. The record is from the annotation of a GenBank genome assembly.